GCCUGGAAGAUAACAAGUCAAAAAAAAAAAAGUUACUUAGGUACCAGGACGCGGGGUUUCUAACUUUCCCUCCAGUCCGAUCGAGACAUACGUCCUACGUAAUGACCGAGACUACUUAGUUCAAUUAACUUCACCUUCCUAUCUACCCUAUUCAUCACGUUGAUCACUUUAUAUUUCUUAGCAUUCCCAUCUCGAGUUAGUAAUAGUAAUCACGAGAGCGACCAAAGAUGGGGAGAUUAGACAGAAGAUUAGAUGAAAUCAACGAGAAACUGGAGGAAUUAGUAGCGUUCCAGAGCGAAACCUCCGGUACGAGUCGAAGUGGCUUUACCCCAGCGACAAGCGAGACGAUGGGCGACAACUUCCGCGAUAACUACUCCUACACCUCCGAAUGCAAGACCGCAACCAUGCUCAUGCGAGAAACCGUUCCGUGGCCAGGUCAGACCUACAUAAUCCGCGAACCAUCAACCCGUAUGCAAAUCACACUCAUAGACGGGGAGCUCCGGCUUGAAGACCAUAAAGGUGAUCAAGGGGGUUAUCACUGGAAGUGCAUCGAGACGAACGGCUGGUUAGGGUUUUAUAAUCCGAGUGAUAUGCUGCAUAUAGGGCAUGACAAUAGGGGAAAUUUCAUCGCACGGGCGCAGCAGCAUGAUUCUUGGGAGUAUUUCGGUACGAGAGCACAUCCGGAUGGAGGAUACUUGUUGUUGAUGAGGCAUGGGAAUACCUUGUGGAAGAUGACUAUCGGUGAGGAUGGACGAAAAUUGGUUGAGACAAACGAAAAAGAGAAAGGGACGGCAUGGGAAUUUGUUAAGGUUUGAAUUGGUGAAUAUUGGGUUGGGCAAAAGGUCACGAUAACAAAUGUGUAUGGAUCAGAUUGUCGACAUUUUGUAACAUGGCUGUACAAUGACUUAUGAGUCAGAUUUUCUGGGUAGAUUCCGUCGGAAUGGCGUUUCUGAAUGACAUUGAUGAUUUUUCCCAGUAGCAGUUAUUGCUGUACUGAAUAUAUCUUCCUCCGUUGUCUUAACUUCAUCAGUAUCGAGCC
Molecule: messenger RNA, 1039 nt
Organism: Hypoxylon trugodes
Lineage: Eukaryota; Fungi; Ascomycota; Sordariomycetes; Xylariales; Hypoxylaceae
Exons: 1
Coding region: 228-815 (195 amino acids)
Source: RefSeq, a predicted model, not a curated record